CAGCAGCCAGCAUUGAGGCUUCCAGACUCGGUGACUUGAGACUCUCCAUGCCUCACCCCCACCUGCACCAGGCCAUGACUUCAAGUGCAAAGCCCGCUCCUCUGUCGCUCCGUGGAGAUGCUAGCGCAGCAGAGGAAAGUCGGGACACGGUGGCAGACAGCAACCUCUGCAGACAGUAUGAAGAGCGGGUGCGGCCCUGCAUAGACCUCAUCGACUCCCUGCGGGCCCUGGGCGUGGAGAAGGACCUGGCCCUGCCGGCCAUCGCCGUCAUCGGGGACCAGAGCUCGGGCAAGAGCUCGGUGCUGGAGGCCCUGUCGGGAGUGGCCCUACCCAGGGGCAGCGGCAUCGUGACCAGGUGCCCCCUGGUGCUGCGGCUGAAGAAGCUGAGGCAGGAGGAGCCGUGGAGGGCCAAGAUCAGCUACCACAACAACGAAGUGGAGAUCACCGACGCUGCCCACGUGGAAAAGGAAAUCAACAAAGCCCAGAUGGUCAUUGCCGGGCACGGGGUGGGCAUCAGCGAUGAGCUCAUUAAUCUGGAGGUCAGCGCCCCACACGUACCAGACCUGACCCUGAUCGACCUUCCCGGCAUCACCAGGGUGGCUGUGGGCAGUCAGCCCGCUGACAUCGGGCACCAGAUCAAGCGCCUCAUCAGGACGUACAUCCAGAAGCAGGAGACCAUCAACCUGGUGGUGGUGCCCUGCAACGUGGACAUCGCCACCACGGAGGCCCUGAGCAUGGCCCAGGAAGUGGACCCUGAGGGAGACAGGACCAUAGGGAUCCUGACCAAGCCCGACCUGGUAGACAAAGGGACGGAAGACAAGGUGGUCGACGUGGUGCACAACCUCGUGUGCCACCUGAAGAAGGGCUACAUGGUCGUCAAGUGCCGGGGCCAGCAGGACAUCCUGAACCACACCAGCCCGGCCGAGGCCCUGCAGAAGGAGCGCGCCUUCUUUGAGGAUCACCCCCAUUUCAGGGCUCUGCUGGAGGAUGGGAAGGCCACGGUGCCCUGCCUGGCGGGAAGGCUGACCUCUGAGCUCAUCGCUCACAUCUGUAAAUCUCUGCCACUAUUGGAGGAACAAAUAAAGGAAAAUCAUCAAAGAAUAACAGAGGAAUUACAAAAGUACGGCAUAGACAUACCAGAUGAUGAAAAUGAGAAAACUUUCUACCUGAUAGAAAAACUCAAUGCAUUUAACCGGGACAUCACUGCUUUGAUGGAAGGAGAGGAAAUGGUGAAGGACCAAAAUACCCGGCUAUUUACCAAACUCCGGAAUGAGUUCCGAGAAUGGAGUACUAGGAUUGAAAAUAAUUUCAAAAAAGGUUUUGACACUUUGCAUAAGAAAAUCUGGGCCUAUGAGCAGCAGUACCGAGGCCGAGAGCUGCCGGGGUUUAUCAACUAUAGGAUGUUUGAGUCCAUCACGAAAGAGCAGAUCAAAGGCCUGGAGGGGCCGGCCGUGGACAUGAUGUAUAAGAUCAGCGAUUUGGUCUGUUGCGCCUUCACCAAGGUUUCUGAUGAGACUUUCGACAAGUUUUUCAACCUCCACCGAACGACCAAGAACAAAAUUGAAGACAUCAGAGUGGAGCAGGAGAACGCGGCCGAGGAGUGCAUUCGACUGCACUUCCGCAUGGAGCAGAUCGUCUACUGCCAGGACCACGUGUACAGGGAGGCGCUGAGGAGGGUCAAGGAGGAGGACGGGGAGGAGGAGGACGAGGACGAUCACAGGAGGAAACCAAAGCACCUGAACGAUCACGCUACGAAGAACUCCGCUAUGGCUGAAAUUUUACAGCACCUGAGAGCCUACCACCAGGACGCCCACAACCGCCUGGCGAGCCACAUCCCGCUGGCCAUCCAGUACUUCGUGCUGCAGACGUUCGGCCAGCGGCUGCAGAAGUCCGUCCUGCUGCUGCUGCAGGACAGGGAGUCCUUCGGCUGGCUCCUGCGCGAGUGCAGCGACACCAGCGAGAAGAGGAAGAACCUGAAGGAAAAGCUGGCCCGCCUGGCCAAGGCUCGAGCCCGGCUGGCCAGAUUCCCCGGCUGAGCGGCCGCCGCGGGGGGAGACGGCCCGACGCUCGCUCCACGGCAGUCGGUAGUCAGACUGUGGGGGCCAGAUGUCCCCAGCCUCCCGGGAGACACGGACGGGGCU
Molecule: messenger RNA, 2141 nt
Organism: Perognathus longimembris pacificus (Pacific pocket mouse)
Lineage: Eukaryota; Metazoa; Chordata; Mammalia; Rodentia; Heteromyidae
Gene: Mx1
Product: MX dynamin like GTPase 1
Exons: 13
Coding region: 48-2036 (662 amino acids)
Biological process (GO): defense response to virus
Cellular component (GO): microtubule; cytoplasm; nucleus
Molecular function (GO): GTP binding; GTPase activity; microtubule binding
Source: RefSeq, a predicted model, not a curated record